CCCCCUUUCAUUUUUCUCCUCCUCCUCUUCCUCCCCGCCGCGGAGCCGGGCGCCAGCGUGAAGGAUAAAUAAAAAGCGAAGAGGAAGAGGCUGGGGAGGAGGAGGAGGAGGAAGAAGGGGGGGGAGGAAAGAAGAAGAAGAAAGCGAGCAAGAAAAGAAAGCGAGGAGCCAGGCGGCCAGCCCAGCCGCGCCGCUCCCGGCAGCCAGGGCAGGAGGCGGCGGCGGAGCGGGGCCGGCGGCCGGCGAUGGAUGACCAGCCGCGGCUGAUGCACACGCACAGCGGGGUGGGGAUGCCGGGGCACCCGGGCCUGUCCCAGCACAUGCAGGAUGGACCAGGCGGGGCGGAGGGGGAGGCAGGCAGGAAGCAGGACAUCGGAGACAUCUUACAGCAGAUCAUGACCAUCACGGACCAGAGUUUGGACGAGGCGCAGGCCAGGAAACAUGCUUUAAACUGCCACAGGAUGAAGCCAGCGCUUUUUAAUGUCUUGUGUGAAAUCAAAGAAAAAACAGUGCUGAGCAUCCGGGGGGCACAGGAGGAGGAGCCCACGGACCCGCAGCUGAUGAGGUUAGACAACAUGCUGCUGGCAGAGGGGGUGGCGGGCCCCGAGAAAGGAGGGGGCUCGGCCGCCGCUGCCGCCGCCGCCGCCGCGUCCGGAGGAGCCGGCUCCGACAACUCGGUGGAGCACUCGGACUACAGAGCCAAGCUGUCCCAGAUCAGGCAGAUCUACCACACGGAGCUGGAGAAGUACGAGCAGGCGUGCAACGAGUUCACCACGCACGUGAUGAACCUGCUGCGCGAGCAGAGCCGGACCCGGCCCAUCUCGCCCAAGGAGAUCGAGCGGAUGGUGAGCAUCAUCCACCGCAAGUUCAGCUCCAUCCAGAUGCAGCUGAAGCAGAGCACGUGCGAAGCCGUCAUGAUCCUGCGCUCGCGGUUCCUGGACGCACGGCGGAAGAGACGAAACUUCAACAAGCAAGCCACGGAAAUCCUGAAUGAGUAUUUCUAUUCCCAUCUCAGCAACCCUUAUCCCAGUGAGGAAGCCAAAGAAGAGCUAGCCAAGAAAUGUGGCAUCACAGUCUCACAGGUAUCAAACUGGUUUGGAAAUAAGAGAAUCCGGUACAAGAAGAACAUAGGUAAAUUUCAAGAGGAAGCCAAUAUUUAUGCUGCCAAAACAGCUGUCACGGCUACCAACGUGUCAGCCCAUGGAAGCCAGGCUAACUCACCCUCAACUCCCAAUUCAGCUGGAUGUGAUCAUACCUUGUGACUGGUGGUGCUGUGGUGGGGGUCAUAUGCAUGGAUGGUAAACACAAAACCAGAAGAGUGGUCCACAAACCAUGGCUGGGAUUGCUUGCACUUUGUGGGGGAGAAAAAAACCAAGUAAUAGAAAAGUUAUUGUGUAAUGAUUUUAUUUCACUGGGGCUGAGAGCAUGAGUGAUCCUAAUGGACAAACCCCAGCAUUUCUGAGAUGUCCUGGCUCAUGCCAUUUUGGGGGUUGUUUUGGGUAAAUUUUUAUCCUUUGAUUUUCUUUCCGUUGUGGUUAUCUCUUUGAUUGCUUACAUGACAGUGUCUGGAUCACCUGCAAGAGUGUGCUCUGUGUGAAUUUUAUUUUCCCUUUGUGUCAGUGCAAUCCAGAGAAAUUCAUGGGUCAUUCCCUUCCCUUUCCCCUCUUCCUUCCCAUUUGCUGUGGUUUCCAUGUGUUUGUUUUGAGAAUCAAAGGCACAGAGCACUUUGUCCAGAUUUCAACUCCUCUGCUAGAGAACGAUGCUCAGUUCAUGCUUGGUGCCUGCUGCAAGGUUGGCCAACCCAAAAACAAUCAGGGGAUGCGGAUCCAAGAGCAAUGGAAAAUUGGGAUUUGUUUACAGGGAGAGGGGGGAAAAAAAUAACUUCAUGGGUGCCAUACACUUUGUAAUCCAUGCAAAUAUCUAUGUGCCUGUUUUCUUUUUAGGGGCGGGAGGGAAAGUGGGAAUGUGCCACCCUUGAGCCUUUGAGCUGAGUGUUUGCUCACGGUGCCCUUCCCUGGGGAUGUGAUGCUUGGUGUUAUCAGAGAGGCAGGAAGGGAGCAAAGAGGAUGGUGGGCAGCAGGAUGUCACACAGGCCAUGCAGAUGCUGGCUGCCAUCAGGACAUGCUUCUGUAGUGAGCACAACCCUGCUUCUGUAGGUAUCAGAGGAAUGACACUCCAGAAACACCCCUGGCUCUGGAGGAUUUGAGAGCCAGGGGUCAAACAAAGGGAGGAAGCAGUGACAUGGGUCUCUGGCCAGGACAGUCUCUCCCACCUCUUCUUCACCCAGGUGUGUUUGCUCUGGCUCAGGUGCUCUGAGGGCUUAGGUGAAUGCAGCAGAGCUCUGCAGAGACAGUUUGAUGGAGUUUUGUUUGAUUCUUUUUGGUUUGGGGAUUUUUGUUCCCCUCCCGUUCUCUCAACUGAUGAAGAUUUAACUGCAUUUUCAAAAGUGUCAUUCUUUCCAAAGAACUCACACAAAACACUUGCUCAGGUGGGCUUUCCUGGUGUUAACACCCCCUGUAGAAGAGACUGGAGGGAAUUCUACUGGAGAGGGCAGAAUUGUGUGUGUGGAGGGAGAGGCCUGCUGCCUGUGAUGCUGUCCUGCAGCCCACAUCAGUCUGGACCAAAGAGAUGCAGCUUUCCUUCUUUUCCUCUUUCUUCAGCUGGAGUCAGAUCCAAAGGUCUGGAAUAGCAUGGGAACAGCUUCAGAUUGCCUGAGUGGGUUAGGAUCUGGGCUGCACAUAGGAGAAUAAGCAUUUCCUCAGUGCCUGACCUGUUAAGUAGUGCUCCAGAGCAGGGCUGUUUCCUCGCCUUCCCCACGGGCAGUAACGCGGUUGUUUCAGAGAUAAAUUGGCCAGUGCCCUGCAGUAAACAGCUGAGAUAAUCCCUGGAUAACACUGCACUUUCAAGAAAGGACAAACAGUCCUGUUAUUAACAGGGAAAACUUGAGCUCCUGGGUCCUCUUUGUGGCUCACUUGUCUGCAGUCUGGAGUCAUUGACCUCUUUUCGCGUGCCUGAAGUGUCAGCGGUGCUAAAGCAGUGCGAGGGGAGCUUGCAGGCCACAGAGAUCCUUCUUCUGCUUAGAAAUAAAGUGUUCCUCACCUGGCCCAGGUCCCACACCCUGCCUGUAAUGCUGCAACAGUGGCAGAGCAGCAGGGAAGCCCCUGUUGCUCUUGGUCAGCUUGCAGAGGUGAUGGGUUUGGGUGUCCUUGUCGAUCCUCUCCUGAGAAGACAGCUGGAAUUGUGUGGGAUUUUUAUCUCCUGACAGUUGAGAUCCUCCCAGCUGAACCACACAGAUGUAACAGCUCAGUCGAGCAUCCCUGCAUGGUCACAUUCUGGGACAAAGACAUGUCCUGAGGACAUUGUGUGAUCUCCCCUGCUUCAGUUGUCCUGUAGGUCCUAGCAGCAAGAAGCAAACCUGCACAUGCUAGGUCUGAAAUACCUGUGUGAGAAAGAUUGGGACAAUUGUGUCCAGGACCAUGAGCCAUCAGAUGUGCUGAAUUCUCCAUGGAGGAUCAUGGAAGCUGAGGAAGAGGUGAAGAACUAAGAUGGCCAAUGCCUCUCCUUUUACACCAUGGAUUUCUUUCUGUUCCCAGAUCAUUGGCUGAGACUUUGGUGAGGAAGUAGCCUGAACAAAGAUAGGACUUUCUGGGAAUGUGUAGGACUUGUUGGUUUAAAUACAUUAUAGAGCAUGUGGAAAGAAAGUAAGCAGAGGGAGGUCAUGAGAAAGAGGUGACCAGCAGUGCAGUCCCUGGAGGGCCGUGAUGUUGGAAGAGGAGGUGGAACUGGAUGCAGUGGGACCUGGGACAGGAGCUAAAUUCAUUUCUGCUGUGGCCACGCAGGCCCAUCUGUUCUCUCAUUGAUGCCCAUGUUACUGGAGAUUGGUGAAUGGCUACAGUCAGUCAAAGAGAUUGGCCACACAUUGACAAGGGCAAGGAUUGCAUCUGUCUGGCCAUCUGGCAGGUUGAGAGCAGGGUCCCCCAUCCUCAGUCACCCAGGCCUGAAUGUCAAACACCUUUUCAUCCGGAGUACGCGCGGUUGGGCUUUAUCGGCCAGAUGUUCAAAUAAGCUGAGAAGUCUGGCUCAUUUGGGCUAACAACUCCCCGUCCUCACUUUGAUUUCCUGGACAACCUCAGCACAAAAACCACAUGGCAAAUGAAAGCUGUUUUAUGUGGGCAGAGCCUUUUGCCAGCUAGAAUCCUCAAGGGCCAUGCACAGGUGAUGGCAUCCAGUGAAAUCUUGAAUGCAGAGCGGCCAGAAUUGUCCUGAGCUGUUUUUCUUUACCUGCUCUUCCUUUUUUGCUUUGUAAAAAUUUUCUUGUGAAGCUGCUGCCUGGAAAUGUACUUCAUCAGGCAUAAGUGUCUUCUCUGCCUUCCUCAAUUUGUGUCCAGAACACACCAAUGGAGAGGACUCUGCUUCAGCAGAGACUGUUCUGGUCAUGCCUUCACUGUCCUCAAUGUUUGGCAAGUGAAAAAGAACAAAUGUCCUGCUGGAUCAUCCCUGGAUUUUGGACCUGCACUGUGGCUUUGUCCAGCUAAGGAGUUACACAGUCCAUCACCACAUUCUUCCCUCAUUUUUUGCCACGUAGAGACACCACAAAAAGUCAGAGGAGGCAUAAAUCUUGUGUUCUCAAUGCAUGUGUGUCAUUGCUGUUGACUUCAGCUAGGAAUCUUGUAGACAUGACCAAAGUCACUUCAGAGGUUCAGUUGGAUCUCUCUUGGUGGUGGUAGGUGGAAUGAGGCAGCAGAUGAGGAUGGCUUGAUUUCAGCUCCAGUGAACACCAUUACCCUGUUUGUUUAUUCGUGGUACCAUUUGAAUUGUCAAGAUACUUUAGAGAAAACUAGAGGUCCUGGAGAACUGGAGGUGGAAGUUGAGACAGUCAGAGCACAGAAGACAUCAGAGAAGUUGGAGAAGAAGCUCUCUGAAGAGCUGGAAAAGUGGUGUAAGAAAUACCAGCAGUCAAGUUUGUGAAGAUUUUUGAAAUGGAGGCAAAAUUGAGGUGGGCUUUGCUCAUCAGAGGUGUUAGAUGUGGAAGAAAUCUCUUAGAAGGCAUUGUUUGGAUUUAGGCUUCCACCCAGAGCAAGACUUGACUGCCAGAGUUUGCUCACACAUUUCCAGCACUCUUUCUAAAGCUGGUGCUGAUAGAAACUCAACACCAAGAAUAGUGGGGAUGAGUCUUGGUGUUAAAAAGAUGUCUGGAUGCUGAAGAUUAAACACUCUCCCACACUGCUGCAACCAUGGCUUUUCUGAUAGGUUUUUUUAUCUACCCACAAAAAUUCCAGGGACUUCCACACCAACAUCAGAGUGCUUUCCUCCGGGGCUCACGGGCUCAAAGAUGAGCUUCUCUCAUUCACAACCUCUCAAUUCCUGAGGAAUUCCAGACCAAAUUACAACCACCCAUUCAGGAAAAGAGCCUUUCAGAGAGACAGGUUAGAUUUACAAUGAGGCCUCCUCAUGAAGGACUUGACUCGUAUUCCUGGAUCUUAUCUGUCUGGAGGAUAUCCGAGUCUAAAUUUUCAGGGCUCUUCCCAGUGCUGCCCCCUCUCCCAGCUGGGUCCCCUCUUAGCUGGGUCUCAGACUUUGGGGCACUGUGAUUUUGGGCGUGGUGGGUGCACAGACAGCGAGUGCUGAAGCAGCAGCGUGGCAGUGCAGAGGGCUCUGCAAUUACAGCUCUGAUCCAAAUGCAUCCAUACGUGCAGGGCCAUUGGUAUGCGCAUAUUUAUCUCUGCAUCCACAUCAGCAGCAAGACAUAUUUACCGUUUAGAUAUGCACAUAUAUUGUAAAAACACCCCUUGCCAAUAGCAGUGUAUAUCUUGUAAGUGACAUUUCCAGCGCUCCUCAUGAUUUCCAAGACACCGUCGCUCUUCAGAACUAGAGUUUGUGGCUGUUUGUUUAUUUUUAUUUCCUCCCUCCCAGUCUCAAUUUUAUGGCCGGGUUUGUUAAGUUUCAAUAAAAUAUCAGUUAAGUUUAUGGCA
Passer montanus (Eurasian tree sparrow) is the source of this 5972-nucleotide messenger RNA. RefSeq names its product PBX homeobox 1 (gene PBX1). NCBI's taxonomy places the organism in Eukaryota, Metazoa, Chordata, Aves, Passeriformes, Passeridae. Bases 246 to 1262 code for a protein of 338 amino acids. The record is from RefSeq and is a predicted model, not a curated record. Gene Ontology annotation, cellular component: nucleus. Gene Ontology annotation, molecular function: DNA-binding transcription factor activity, RNA polymerase II-specific; RNA polymerase II cis-regulatory region sequence-specific DNA binding. The transcript has 7 exons. Gene Ontology annotation, biological process: neuron development; brain development; embryonic organ development.